Molecule: messenger RNA, 1680 nt
Organism: Choloepus didactylus (southern two-toed sloth)
Lineage: Eukaryota; Metazoa; Chordata; Mammalia; Pilosa; Megalonychidae
Gene: GPANK1
Product: G-patch domain and ankyrin repeats 1
Exons: 4
Coding region: 427-1497 (356 amino acids)
Molecular function (GO): nucleic acid binding; protein binding
Source: RefSeq, a predicted model, not a curated record
GCCCAACUCUGCGUUUGGGGCCAGAGACCAAGGGAAAUAAAAUGAAGUGUUCAGGGUACUGAGGGGACGAGUUGGGGUGCGGAAAGGAGCGAGUCAGGCUCUAGUCCCUCCCCGCCGCACCCCUCACCGCGCAAACAUCAGGUCCCGGCAUAGUGACGCCGUCCAGGGAACUAACUCCGUUCCCGACCGACGUAUUGGAUCCCUAUAUCCUGUCGGGCCCAUCGCCUGAGUCAGGCCCGCCCCGAGGUGGGAGAGUAGCGCCAUUUUGCCGUACGGAAGUUCUAAGAGACGGGAGCCUCUGCCGGAAAUCCUCUUCCGGAGAAUGGUCAUGUCAGUUUUAUUUUGGAGAGAAGGAACCCCGAAAAUAGGAUUGAGGAAGAUUUAAAGAGCCAGGCUGAUGAUUUUCUUAAUGGUCUCUGCAAAGCCAUGUCUAGGCCUUCUCUUAUCACCUUCACCCCAGCCAGUGACCCCAAUGACCUCUGGAAAGAUGGGCAGCAGCAGCCACAGCCUGAGGAGCCAGAGCCUGUCCUGGAUGGGGCUGCAGCCCGGGCUUUCUAUGAAGCCCUGAUUGGGGAUGAGAGCAGCCCCAUGGAACCUCAGAGAUCUCGGCCUGAGCCUGUCAGGGUGAGAAAGAGGAAGAAAAGAAGAAUGAUGAGGGCACCUGUGGCAGAAUCAGUAGCAACCACAGCAUCAAGGAGAUAUGGACAAGGGAGGUCCCUUGAAGCUGAGGACAAGAUGACUCAGUGGAUACUGAAGGCAGCCCAGGAGGGGGACCUAGCAGAACUUCAGAGGCUGCUGGAGCCCUGUGAGGCAGGGGGAGCUGGAGGGAAUAUCAAUGCCCGGGACAACUUCUGGUGGACUCCCCUGAUGUGUGCUGCCCGAGCAGGCCAGGGGGCAGCUGUGCGCUAUCUCUUGGGCCGUGGGGCUGCCUGGGUGGGAGUCUGUGAGCUGGGUGGCCGGGAUGCUGCCCAGCUGGCCGAAGAAGCUGGCUUCCCUGAGGUGGCCCGCAUGGUCAGAGAGAGCCACGGAGAGAUGAGGAGCCCAGAGAACCGGCCCCACUUCCCCUCCCCCCAGUACUGCGAGACCUGUGAUGCCCACUUCCAAGACUCCAACCACCGCACGUCCACUGCUCACCUGCUGUCACUGUCCUGGGUUCCCCAGCCCCCCAACCUGCUCCCUGGAGUGUCUGCCUCCAAUCCAGGAUUCAAGCUGCUAGUGAGGGGGGGCUGGGAACCAGGGAUGGGACUGGGACCCCGGGGUGAGGGCCGUGCCAACCCCAUCCCUACUGUCCUCAAAAGGGACCAGGAGGGGCUAGGCUAUAGAGCAGCACCCCAGCCCCGAGUCACACACUUCCCGGCUUGGGAUACCCGGGCUGUGGCCGAGAGGGAUCGAGCCCCUCGAGUGGCCGCACUGAGCCAGAAAGAGGAGAAAAGGCAUGAGGAGAAGGGCAGGGCCUGGGAGCGGGAUCUGAGGACAUACAUGAACCUUGAGUUCUGACCUUGGUGAGGUCUGACCCUGGUCUGCUGUUAGCGUCUGAGCUUUGGCUUCUGAUUUGGUCACUUUGGCCUCUGCUCCCUGGGGUCUGCCCACUUUCCAGACCCUUAGGUUUUGUUCAGUGGGCUCUGCCUUUUGGGAGGGAGGGGCUGAGAGUUGAGAAAUAAAUCAGUCUCUUCCCUCUUA